Fraxinus pennsylvanica is the source of this 1077-nucleotide messenger RNA. Lineage: Eukaryota; Viridiplantae; Streptophyta; Magnoliopsida; Lamiales; Oleaceae. The record is from the annotation of a GenBank genome assembly.
AUGGAUAAAACAAGUGAUAAUCAAGAAAGCGGUAGUGAUUACAGAAAAGGUGUUAAGUUUCUUAUUGAUAAUGAACCUGACAUGAAGAAGCUGCCUUCAGAAUUUGCUCUUCCAUUACUGAGAAAUCCAUUAUCUGCUGUUCAUGCUGAAAUACCUGUCAUAGACUUGAGUGGACUUCAUGGACCUGUUCAACGUCGAGUUUCAACUAUUCGAGACAUCAACUCUGCCUGUGCUGACUGGGGAUUCUUCAGGAUCAUCAAUCAUGGGAUUCGGACGUCUCUAAUGGUUGAAAUGCUUAAAGUUGUAGAGGAAUUCUUUGAUCUGAGUUGGGAACAGAAAAUGAAAUAUGCUUCUGACAAUGUAAUGAGUCCCAUAAGAUAUGGAACGAGCUUGAAUACAUCAAUGAAGCAUUCCCUUCACUGGAGGGACUAUUUCAGACAUUAUGGCCACCCAUGUCAUAAAACCUUCCACCUCUGGCCAGAUAAUCCCCCUGUCUACAGGGAUGUAGCAAAAGAAUACUUGGAGCAGAUUUGGCAGUUGGCCAUGAAGAUAGCAAGUGCAAUAUCUGAAGGUUUAGGGCUGGAUCAUGACUACAUAGAAAAAUCACUUGGUGAAGGGUUUCAAGUUCAAGCUGCUAAUUAUUAUCCACCAUGCCCAGAGCCAGAGAAGACAUUAGGACUUGCAGGUCAUUCAGAUCAUGGUGGACUCACAAUUUUGAUGCAAAAUCAUGAUGUUGAUGGGUUGCAAAUCAAACACAAUGAAACAUGGACAGCAGUUCAACAUGUCCCAGGCACUUUUCUUGUCAAUAUUGGAGAUUAUUUGGAGAUAUUGAGCAAUGGGAUGUACAAGAGUGUGGAGCAUCGAGCAGUGGUAAACGCUCAAAAGAAGAGGAUUUCAGUAGCUGUAGGACAUGGACCUGAGUUGACGGCUGUAAUUGCACCUGCAAGCCAGCUGUUGGACAAAAACAGUGAUAUCCAAUAUCGGCCUAUUGCCUACCAAGACUACAUUAGGCUUCAACAGAGUAGCACGAUUAGAGGGAAGAGCCCAUUGCAAGCAAUAAAGAUCAACAACAUGUAG